GCCAUGGAGACGCGGCGGCCGCUGGGCCAUGGCGGACUCGCUGGUGCUGCGGGCGCUGCGGGGCAACGCGCGGCACCUGGACCUGGGCGGCAAGAAGCUGCGGCGGGUGCCGAAGGCGGUGGGCCGGCUGCAGGCGCUGACCCGGCUCCAGCUGAGGAAUAACCUCAUCACCGAGCUGCCGGCGGAGCUGCAAGCACUCGACAACUUGACUGAUCUCAACCUGGGAAAUAACUCACUUGAAGCACUUCCAGAAGUUCUGAAGCAUCUAACACAAUUAAAGAAGCUACAUCUGUUUGGUAACAAACUAGGCAAUUUGUCACCAAGUGUGUUAGAGGGCUUAGGAAACUUAGUUUUCUUGAAUCUGAAUGACAACAAGCUGACAACUCUGCCUGCUGAAAUGGACAGGCUGUUGGAACUCAAGUAUCUUUACGUCAACAACAAUCAACUGGGUAGCAUUCCGAACAAACUUUGUCUCCUGCAGCAUCUUUGUGAGCUGCACUUAGCAAACAAUAACCUUAAAUUACUUCCACAUGAUAUUGGAUAUUUGACUAACCUAAAGAAGCUUUCUCUGCCAAGAAACCAAAUCGAGGAGCUUCCAGAAGAAUUGAGCAAACUAUGCAAUUUAAAAGUUCUCGAUGUGGCUGGAAAUCUGUUAACUAUCUUUCCAACAAAGUUGUUGGAGCUGAAAUUGGAUGAACUUUACUAUGAGCAGAAUCCACUGUUGGAAAAAAAUCUGAUUUCAUCAGCACAACAAAAUGAAGUUUUAUCUCUUCAGGAGAUUACAGCAAGAUAUAUCAUGGAUGAGAUGACGAGCAAUUCAAUAAAUUCCAUUUUUAAACAUUACUCGGAAGUGAAAAAGAUAUUGGAAAAUGCGAGCAAGUGUGCUGUAUGUGGAAAAAGUUUUCUCAACACAUGGCUUGAAUGUGUGACGUUUGUUGAUCUAACACGGAAAAUUAGAAUGACCAGUUCCGCUCGUGUUAUCCCGGUCCGAGCCUUCCUUUGUUCAUAUAGUUGUUUCAAUGAACCAGGCCAUCACUACUAUGGGAUAGCGACACCAUAAUACUGGAUAAUGACUAUUAAUAAAGUGAAGAGAGAGUUCAAGAAA
This is a messenger RNA of Amblyraja radiata (thorny skate), 1105 nucleotides long. RefSeq names its product leucine rich repeat containing 69 (gene lrrc69). The record is from RefSeq and is a predicted model, not a curated record. The coding region runs from base 29 to 1060 and encodes 343 amino acids. Gene Ontology annotation, molecular function: protein binding. NCBI's taxonomy places the organism in Eukaryota, Metazoa, Chordata, Chondrichthyes, Rajiformes, Rajidae. Gene Ontology annotation, cellular component: cytoplasm. The transcript has 8 exons.